Molecule: messenger RNA, 1729 nt
Organism: Paramacrobiotus metropolitanus
Lineage: Eukaryota; Metazoa; Tardigrada; Eutardigrada; Parachela; Macrobiotidae
Product: kelch-like protein 20
Exons: 6
Coding region: 1-1722 (573 amino acids)
Molecular function (GO): protein binding
Source: RefSeq, a predicted model, not a curated record
AUGUAUCCCUCCGUACUUUCCUUCUACAAGGAUAAGCCGAGCAGUUCCGCGCAUCACCGACUUCCGCAGGACUGCCCCGCUAACACUGUGGAGUUCCUGCGUGGAAUGCGUGAUCUGCAAGAAGCGGGCACUUUCUGCGACGUUGUACUGAAAGGCAGUGACGCGUCUUCGCAGGGUAUUCCUUGUCAUCGUAGCGUGCUCACCGUGCAGAGUCCGUAUUUCCGCGCUGCCUUCACGCACAACUGGAAAGAAUCCUCUGCACCAGUUUUCCGGCUGGCAAACAUCGACAACAGCACGUUGAAGGAAUUGGUGACGUAUGCGUACACGAUGGACCUGCGCUUGAGCGAUGACAACGUGGUGCCCAUCUUGAUUGCGGCGCAGUUUCUGCAGAUGACUCCGGCGGCCCGUCUGUGCUGGAAGUACGUGAAGGAGCGCCUGUGCCUGUCCACAUGCCUGGACAUCCACGCGCUGGCUUCGCAUCACAGCAAUCCGAGCCUGGCCAACGCAGCUCUGCACGUGAUCCAUCCGAACUUCCUAACCGUGGCGCAGACAAAGGAAUUUCUCCUGGCGGAUGCGCAGCAGCUGGCGGCGCUGAUCGCAUCUGAUAAAGUGGAGGUCUUCAAUGAGGACCAAGUGUGGGAGGCGGUGAAGCGCUGGCAGGACCACGACCGUCCCGGACGUAUGGCGCACCUGGCCGCUGUCCUGCAGAAUGUCCGCGCUGCCUUCCUCAGCGACGAGUAUCGCAAGGACUGGCAGUCCGCCUAUGGACUGCAUGUCGGGGAUGGGCAGAACACUGCGCCACGCCAUUCAUACAAGGCGAAGGACGUGAUCCUUUGCGUGGGCGGUUGCGAAGUCGACUAUGACGACUACACAGCUCCCGUCACAUGCUCCGUGUACGCCUUCAGUCCGUCGAUCCCGGCCGUGUGGCGCCUGAAGGAUCUGCCCGCUUUCGGCGAAGGCUGCCACGCCGUGCUGCUGGACGCGGCUACAAUUCUCAUUCUACACCGUGAUGGCAUGCAUACCGUGCGACGCAGCAGUCGCUACCUGGGUCUCCGUAACGAGUGGCGCAAUGUGGUCCCAAUGCGGACACAGCGCCGGGAGGCAGCGCUUGCCGAGCUGAAUGGCCGGAUUUAUGUCGCCAGUCAAGAGGAUAAGGAUCCAUUGACGCCCGUGGAAGCCUUCGACCCGAAAAGUAGCUCCUGGUUCGAGGUCGCAUCCAUUCCCAUUGCUCUUAACGGCUUUGCCAUGGUGGCAUGUGACGGUCGACUGUUCGUGCUGGGCGGAGACAGCCACGAAGAAGAAUCUGGCAGAUACGUCUUCUCCUACGACCCCGGGGCAGAUCAUUGGACUCGACUGCGCGAUAUGCCGACCGAAUGCAGCUGCAUCGUUGCCUGUGUGGGUGCUGGCGGAUUGAUUUUCGUUUUCGGUGGAGAUGAUAGUGCUGAACGGUGUGUGCGCGUGGACGCUUAUGACCCCACCUCCGACCAGUGGGUCAGAAAAGCGGAUAUGAUCAGGGAACGUCUUUAUCCUGGAUGCGCGUACCUGGAUGGAAAGCUGUACGCCGUUGGAGGAGAUCGAUGGGUGAAAAAUGGCUAUUACAGCAUCGAGGUAUACGAUGAUGAGACGGACAGCUGGACGCUGCUUCCGAAGAAAUGCCGAUUGCCGGAGAACGCGUAUAACUUUGACUGUGUAGUCAUGAAGAUGAAGCCUGAGUUUGACUGAUUUUCAU